Messenger RNA from Pygocentrus nattereri (red-bellied piranha), 4802 nucleotides. Its product is annotated as caspase-6-like. Gene Ontology annotation, biological process: proteolysis; apoptotic process. The record is from RefSeq and is a predicted model, not a curated record. Gene Ontology annotation, cellular component: cytoplasm. Bases 115 to 1050 code for a protein of 311 amino acids. The transcript is spliced from 8 exons. Lineage: Eukaryota; Metazoa; Chordata; Actinopteri; Characiformes; Serrasalmidae.
GGAUUUAGCACGUUCGUCUUUAACCAAUCAAAACUCUACCUUUGAGUUUUUGCGUGAGUAAAUUUUUCGACGAUUAAUAUUUCUUUUGGCUUCGUUCGUCAGACAUUGACCAUAAUGGCAAGCCAGAGAAAGGAAGACGUUUCAGUGUUGGGAUUGUUUUUUUCAGGCGACGUUGAGAAGGACAGUGACUUAACACGACAUACUACUUCAGGGCAGACACAAAACCUUACAGAGACAGAUGCAGUGUUCAGGAGUGCUUUCAGCUUCAAUCCUGCUGAAGAAUACAACAUGGACCACAAGAACCGAGGCCUAGCACUCAUAUUCAACCAGGAGCGCUUCUACUGGCAGCUAAUGUUGAACAGUCGUUCUGGGUCUACCGCAGACAAAGAAAAUCUUAAAAACAGGUUUUUAGGCUUGGGAUUUGAUGUGAAAGUUUACGAUGAUUACAGUAAAGAUGAAAUUCUGAAAAUAAUCACUGAAGCUGCAGGUCGUAAUCACAUGGAUGCAGACUGCUUUGUCUGCAUUUUCUUGAGCCACGGUGAAAAUGGACAUGUCUAUGCCUACGAUGCAAAGAUUCACAUUCAGGAUAUCACAGCACUUUUCAGAGGAGACAAGUGUCCAAGCCUUGUAGGAAAACCCAAAAUUUUCAUCUUACAGGCGUGUCGUGGGGACAAACACGAUGACCCGGUCACUCCAAUGGAUGUGGUGGAUAGUGAGACCAAUGAGGUUGUUGUAGAUGCUGGGGUGGUGUACACACUACCUGCCGGAGCUGACUUCAUCAUGUGCUAUUCUGUAGCUGAGGGUUUCUACUCACACAGGGAGACAGUGAAUGGCUCCUGGUACAUCCAGGAUCUGUGUGAGAUUUUGCGUCAGUAUGGUUCUGCACUGGAGUUCACUGAGCUUCUGACGCUCGUCAAUCGCAAAGUGUCCCAACGCAGCGUGGGAAACUGCACUGACCGCUCUGCCAUUGGCAAGAAACAGGUGCCCUGCUUUGCCUCCAUGCUGACCAAGAAACUUUACUUCAGACCCAAGAAAGGAAACUUUGUUUAGACAGUCACAGAGACAGACACACGGACACAUGCUUGAACACACUCAAACACACACCACACACAUGGUGUUCAUUUUAGUCUGUGCAGCUACAAUUGCUGUAUGUGCUCAUCAAGUGCAGAUAUUAUAUUAUACAUAUUAAACCACUUUACAAAAGUUUGGAAUCACUGUUUUAGUAACAUAAAACCAAUCUGGUUGCAAAUAAAAGCAUAACAUGAUUCUGUUACGGAAAGAUUAAUUGUUUUUCCUGUCAAUGCAGAGUGCAAUUUCAAUAUUGUGAGGUACACUAUGAAUUCUAGCUUACAACUUAGAGCUGGUGAACUGCUUGUAGAUGAGUUACACCAAUCAGAAGCAACCAAAAACACUUGAUGCAUACAUUACAAGACAGCCACAAUUAACUGUAUGUCAGGCACAGUACAUUUAGUGCUCAAGGCAGAAGGCAGAAAAAGAGAUUUUCUAAUCUACUUGGUCAAAAAAAGGGCUGGAUCUUAACUCAUAGAAAAUAGUCGAUAUCUUGUCUUAUAAUACCAAUUUAGGAAAUAAUCCUAUAAUUAGAAAAUUACAGUGCUUCAAUAAUGACUUACCUUAUUAAUAUCUGAAACUGAAAUUUUGCAUUUUGACAAGUGUUUGUUUCAUAUAUAAUAUGAAUUUUUUUUUCUGACAUAAAUAUAAUUUACAUUGUUUUCUUCCCAAACUAAAUAACUAAAUAAUUAUUUCUGUGAAAUGUGAUUCCAAGCUUUAGUAAAUCAAUGCACACUCUCAGUUACAGGGCCAGGAAUCUGAUACAGGUGCUGUUUCAUCACCUUUACCUUUCUCACAGUAUGCUUAUUUAAAUGAGGGGUUGAACAGGUUAGUCAUGGGCACAUGAGUAAAUACUCCAGGCUUCACUCUUUCAUUUCUCUCACACACAGUGCAACAUUUUUCUGCAACUUUCAUUUUUAAUUACAUACAAAGAGGCUAAGGUAACAAAAUUCCAGCACUCACUUGUUCAACAGGUUUGACUUUGUGUGCUAUAACAGAGAAAAUUGGGGUGAGGAAAUUUCAUAGUAACCUGGAUUCAAUUUGCAAAACAUUAAUUCUAUUUUGGCAAAUUAUCUUAAAUAUUGUAGCAAAUAUAUAUUUUUAAGAUUGCAACAAGAAUUUUAUGAGAUUUAACUUAUUUCUAGACAUGUUUACUUGUUUUAAGUCUAUCUAGUCAAUUAUUUUACUGGCACAUUUUCUUAUUUCAGGAAAUGUUGUAAACAACCAAAAUUCUUUUCCAAUGGAAUACAACAAUUUCACUAGAUGACAGUGACCUAAAUCUAGAAUGUGAUAAUCUUAAGAUAUACAAAUCUUAAAAUGAGAAUGUAUUUGAUAUAUUGACUAAAUCUAAGAUGACUUUUGACCAAUAUCUAUGUUUGAGAGCAAAUUUAGUAUUUUAAUAAUGAUUUCAGCUACAAUAUCAGAGAAAAUCUGUCACAUUUUCAGACACGGUACAUAAUAUACAUUGUAUGAUUUUUGAUUUACAAACAUUGAUAUUUUGCUCAGCAGAAAGGGGAAUUCUUCUUUAUGUCUCUCAGUGUCAUCCAACUGUUCUAAUACUUCAUUACCUUAUCUGUAACUUUUAUCACAAGAAAAAAAGAAAACUUAAAGGAGCAUUACAUUGUGCCCUCCCACCUCUCAAAGUUUUGCCAUGUGUACUGUCUAGUCAUAUUGCAGAAAUGCAACCUGAGCCAAACAUAAGCCUAAGCUAUCAUUGAAUGCCACUGUGUAAAAGUCUAUACUGUUUUCAUGAGGGAUGCAUUGAUACCAUUUUUUUCAGAGCAUACAAGCACGAGUAGGCUACAUAUUUUUAUGUAGCACAAUUUUGGCCCAAUACCAGUAUCAGUGUGAUGCAUCCCUAGGUUUAAUUGUGCAGCUUUGUCAAGUAUGCAAGUUUGAUCAGUCAAGUAUGCAUCUUUGAACUUGCAACAAUUCUUUAGAAAACAAUGCAUUAUAAAAUGUUACAUUUUUAUUAAACUGUAUUCAUACCAUAUUUCAUCACCGUUUGAACAAAAUCUUCUAUCUCCAAAUUGGUAAGUUUGCAGGAGAAAUUUUAGAAGAGAAAUGUAAAUUAUUGUCAUGAGACUCUAUUCAGUGUAAUUUGGGAGCAUUUGCACUGUAACAUAAGUGUUUGUGUAAAAAAAAAUACAAUGACAAAAAUGAAGAUUUGAAGGGUUAGUAUCAACAGUGAUGUAAACCUCCUUUAUUUUGCAUUUUCCAAGUGUCUUGAAUAUAAUAAUCCAAUUCCAAUGAAUAUCAUUUUAAAUAUAAUUCCAAAAUUGAUGCAGUUGAAUCACUACAUUCCAGUUGAUGCUUUUUCCAUUCCUACAAUCAAUAAAUUCUAACAGGAAAUGCAAUAUGCUGCUAUUUUAAAUACAGAUUGUACCUCAGGACACAAAGCAUCUAACACUAAAAGAAUGCUUUUCAACAGUUGCAGUUCAACAACAUAUUUCUGUGUCUUUCUGUUGUAGUCACUUUGUUCUAAUGGCUACAGUAGGACAUCUUCAGAGACUUUUCACCUGUAGUAGUUUCACAGUAGUUAAAGAAGCAGUAAUUUGGUUUUUACAUGUAUAACAGUCAGUAGAUUUUAUCUCACAGCAAUUAACUCAGGACCAAAAAAGAACUUGUUUUCCUCUUCGCUCUCAUGUUUUAAAGCAACAGUCCAUGAUUUGUACUUUUUAAGCAGGAAACCUGUGUUGUUCUUUGCAGACUUUGUCCCUCUAAUCAAUGUUGUUUACUUAAAUGGUAUCCUUGUAACAAAAACUAGUUUUUUGGGUUUUUUUUUGUCCAGUCUGCCAUGAAAGGCUCUUAUUUUGUUAAAAGUUCCAUUAGGGAUGGAAUAGAAUGACAGUAUGAGUAUAUUGAUGGUUUUUGGUAUAAUCAUGUAAUUUAUAAAAUCAAUAUCAAAGUAUUUCUAAAAUCAUAGAUGUAAUUAUAAAAUAGCUUUAGUGAGGGAGAAAGACCAUAUCAGAAUUUCUUCUGGGAAAGAUCUAGUGAAAACUACCACUCCAUAAUCUCUUUUAGGGCACUCAGAGAGACCAGAAGGAAUAGGUUCAGUUUAUACAGUUAUAAAUGGCUAAUACUUUUUAUUGUUUUCUCAACACAGAAUGGCCUAAAAUAUUUCACCAUUGGUGCCAUUUUUUUUUUCAUGCUUUUUAGGCUCAUUAACUUACUGUCCAAACAGCACUCAGCAGCCAUAAUCUUAACAUACUACUAUGCAAAACGUGCAUGCUGUAGAAAAAUGAAAAGAUAUUUCUGAAAGUUUUAGCAUGAAUGUUUAGAAAUAUGUUUAAUUUUAUGAAUUUUAGCUAUUUUGCUCCUUUCACUCCAAUUCAUCACAGACUAAUUUGUGUCUGUCCUCUAGCAUUUCGCAGUCAUGUUUUUGGUAUAAGGGUGAAUAAGAAAUGACCAGACAUAUACAGUUUAAGACUGUCAUAUGCCUAAACCCAAUAUUGAGAGUGGAUUUCAUGAUGUCUGCUUUCUUUUGUUUUUCCUUGUAGUGUUCAGCUCUUUCCAGUGCCAUGGUUUGUCCUUGUUUGAUUUAAACUUGUGUGCUUUUAACUAUCAGGUUAUUGGGAGACUAAGUUUGCAAAAGGGUUCAGAUAAAGUAUUUAAUAUGUUAUAUUUUAAAGCAUAUUUUGGGAGAGAUUUAAAAUCUGUUCUUGGUGGAUUGUUGUUAAAUUUACUGGAAUACGGUAUGAUUAAAAAAACAAAUAAACUUCUAUGCUGUAUCA